Molecule: messenger RNA, 1020 nt
Organism: Chaetomium globosum CBS 148.51
Lineage: Eukaryota; Fungi; Ascomycota; Sordariomycetes; Sordariales; Chaetomiaceae
Exons: 2
Coding region: 1-1020 (339 amino acids)
Source: RefSeq, a predicted model, not a curated record
AUGGCGGAGCAGGCCAAGGAUAAUUUGAAGAAGGCGGCACAUGACCCCAACGGUGUCGUUGUAUACGACAACUUCAAUCUCAAGAGUAACGUUCGCGAGCUUGUCGGCGGUAAAAAGGCAUCGAUGAUUAAUCUUACCACCGCUUCUCUUGUCGGCUGUCCCGAGCUCAACGGCCCUCUCAUGCAGUCUUCACUCGACCACCUGACACAACCAUUCACCCGCGAGAUGGUUGUCAAAUACCUUCUUCCAAGACGCAAGACCUUCGACAAAGCGUCCAAGUCCUGCUUAUCAUCCAUGAAAGCAGUCCGUCAAGGGGAUUACGGCCUGGUCAAGGACAUCAUUACCAUGCUUCCAGUCCUCUUCUGGGGCAGCCGCGGCACCAACUACGGCCCUGAGAUGCUGUAUUUUGCCUGGCCUUUGCAUCCAAAUGUCAGCAAGGAUGAAGUUACCCGCAAUGCGAUUCUGAAGGGCGGUCUAGUUCGCUGUACUACUGCUGGUAGUAUGUACAAGGCCAUUGGUCUUAUGCAGGAGCAUAUCCACGCUGGAUAUGCUCAUGACAUCAAGACGAAUCGGAACUCGACGCAUGAUAUCGAGGCAACCUUCAGCCGGCUAGCCGUCAAUGGCGCAUAUCUGGUUACAAUUCGCCGGUCGGUUGAGAGAGUCUUUGGCAGGCAACAGAAAGGCGCGCAUGCGGCUGGCGACCCUGCGACUGAUAUCAUAUCUUAUGCUUGCAAGCUGUAUAAGGAUGGGAUGCCACGCCGGGCUUCUGAGGGUCGCCCCGACGCCUUCGAUGCACCUGAUCUACGGGUAAAAGGUCAGCAGAAUCUUCUGAAGAAAUUGGAUGACUUCAACGACGUUAUUCCAGAGCCAAAAGAUGCUGCAGAUCAACGAAGUCUUCCGGGAGUUGGCAGUGGGCUGGGCGAGAUUGAGAUUGACUGGGCGGGCGAAGGAGAGCGGUUGUUUAACGUUGACGAUGAUCUCUGGGCGGAUGGCUUGGAUGACUUGGGCAUAGCAUUCUAA